This is a messenger RNA of Talaromyces atroroseus, 858 nucleotides long. RefSeq lists its product as hypothetical. Lineage: Eukaryota; Fungi; Ascomycota; Eurotiomycetes; Eurotiales; Trichocomaceae. Bases 1 to 858 code for a protein of 285 amino acids. The record is from RefSeq and is a predicted model, not a curated record. The transcript is spliced from 2 exons. Gene Ontology annotation, cellular component: plasma membrane; endoplasmic reticulum.
AUGGACAUCUUCUCCCGAGGAAACGAUGCUCUCACUGUUAAUCCAGCAGUUGGCGUCACUGAAUCCUUGUCUCAACAUGGAUCUGAUUGGCUCUGGGCUGUCACAGCUCUCUACAUUGUAUCUUUUAUCGGCUUAUUGAGUGUUUGCUUCGCCGUUCGUGAGAGCGAUAGGGUUUUUCACUACAUUCUGACCAUGGCCCUGCUGGUGGGCUCGGUUACCUACUUCGCCCAGGCUUCGGAUUUGGGGUGGACUGCUAUUGACCAAGCAGAGCAUCUCGCGUCUGGAGCAUCUCGUCAGAUAUUCUUUGCGAAGUACAUCAACUGGGCGAUUUCCUUUCCCUCCUUCGCUCUAUCCCUGGGUUUGCUAUCAGGUGUCUCGUGGACCACUAUCAUUUGCAACAUAUUUCUUUCAUGGUUCUGGAUUCUCACGUAUCUGGCUGCUGCUUACACAAUCACGGACUAUAAAUGGGGGUUUUUUGCUUUUGGUACAUUUGCAUGGCUCAUUCUUGCAAUGAGUACACUGAACGAAAGCCGGGAAUCGGCGUCUCUCCUUGGAAUCAACCGUGACUACGUCUUGCUUUCCGGGAUUUUGAAUCUACUGUGGAUUCUGUAUCCAAUUGCAUUUGCUCUUAGUGAUGGCAGCAAUCUCAUCGGUGUGACAAGCAGCUUUAUCUUCUUCGGCGUUCUGGACGUACUUAUGGGCCCGGUGUUAAGCAUAAUUUUCGUUCUUAUGACUCGGAAAUGGGACUUCAAAAAGCUGAACGUGGCCUUCAGUGACCACCGAGGUGAUAGAGGGGAUUUACUUGGUCUUAACAAGGAACCUGUUCCAAGUACAAAUGUCGCUACCUCUAACGCUUAG